CUGUGCGCGUUCACGAAUCCCCUCUGCGCGUCCCAGUCAUGUGACAACACCUCAGCACGCCUGCGCACAGAAAUAGAAGAUGGCGGAGAGUGCGGACCUGAAGCAAAUGGUGAUGAGCCUGCGGGUGUCGGAGCUGCAGGUGCUGCUGGGCUACGCUGGGCGCAACAAACAUGGACGCAAGCACGAGCUGCUGACCAAGGCGCUCCACCUGCUGAAAUCCGGCUGCAGUCCCGCCGUGCACAUGAAGAUCAAAGAGCUCUACCGAAGACGCUUCCCUGCCAAAAUGGUCUCCCACCCCGAGCUGGCGCUGACCGGGCCGCACCACCCGGCUUCAGUCGGAGUCGUCGGGGGAGGCGGGGCGGCGCUGCCUGCCGGCCUGACGCAGCUGGCGUACGAGGGCCACGCCGGUCACGGCGGCGCUCCGUCGCCCGCUGCCUUACUGCCCCUCUCGCUGCUCGGACCCGGGAAACACGAGCUGACCGCGCUGACGCACCACCUGCCCACUUCGGUCUCGCUGCACCCGGUCCAUCCGGAUGUUAAGCUCCAGAGGCUGCCUUUCUACGACCUGCUUGACGAACUUAUCAAGCCGACAAGUCUAGCGUCGGACAACAGCCAGCGGUUUCAGGAGACGUGUUUCGCCUUCGCGUUAACGCCGCAGCAGGUCCAGCAGAUCAGCAGCUCUAUGGACAUCUCGGGGACCAAAUGUGACUUCUCAGUUCAGGUUCAGCUCCGGUUCUGCCUGUCGGAGACAAGCUGUCCUCAGGAAGACCAUUUCCCUCCCAAUCUUUGUGUCAAAGUCAACGGGAAGCCAUGCAACCUGCCGGGUUAUCUUCCUCCAACCAAAAAUGGCGUCGAGCCUAAGCGGCCGAGCCGGCCGAUCAACAUUACCUCACUUGUCAGAUUGUCCACCACAGUCCCGAACACCAUCGUGGUAUCGUGGACUGCAGAGAUUGGAAGGAGUUACUCCAUGGCGGUUUACUUGGUGAAGCAGCAGUCCUCCACAGUGCUGCUACAAAGACUGCGAGCAAAAGGCAUCAGAAACCCAGAUCACUCCAGAGCGCUCAUCAAAGAGAAGCUCACAGCGGACCCUGACAGUGAAAUAGCCACAACCAGCCUGCGUGUGUCCCUGCUCUGCCCGCUGGGGAAGAUGCGGUUGAUGAUCCCGUGCAGGGCGCUGACGUGCUCCCAUCUGCAGUGCUUCGACGCCACGCUUUACAUCCAGAUGAAUGAGAAGAAGCCCACCUGGGUCUGUCCUGUCUGUGACAAGAAGGCCCCUUAUGAGCAUCUUAUCAUCGAUGGACUUUUUGUAGAGAUCUUGAACAGCUGCUCAGACUGUGAUGAGAUCCAGUUUAAGGAGGAUGGCAGCUGGGCCCCCAUGAGGUCUAAGAAGGAAGUGCAGGAGGUCUCCUCAGCUUCCCUUAACAACGGGCUGGAUGGCUCCUGUCGGACGUCUGAAGGCUCAGAUCAGCACAGCUCCUCGUCCUCCAGCCACAGCGACAGCAGCCACAGCAAAAAGUUGGAAGUGAUCGACCUGACACUCGACAGCUCCUCGGACGAAGAAGAACCAGAUUCCCCGCCGCUGCCUUCUCCUCCUCCUCCUCGUCCACCUUCCUCUGCAACACUUCCUCCUCCAGUCAAAAGAGCGUGUCCGUCUCUGUCGCCGACCUCGCCGCCUGUCAUAAACAAAGGGGUGUUGAACCUGCACCACCAGGCCUCUCCCGCCAGCUGCACCCCCAGCAUGACAGCCAUGGACACCAACUACAUCCCUCCGGUGCCCCCACUCAUCCAGGACUACAGGCCCUACUACCACACCCCCAACGACCUGUCAGAGUUGAACUUCUUCUCUUUUCUUCAAGGAGACAAUCAUCAGCAUUACAACAUGGUCAUGGCGGCGGCGGCGGCUGCCUCGGCCUCAGAGGACCACGAGCUCCUCCUCAACCGCUUCCUGCCCUACAGCACCUCCUCGUCGGCCUCCCAGCUGUUCCUCGACCAAUCAGGUACCCCCUCGCUGACGGCGCCGACCAACGGGAUGAGCAACACGGGCGGCGGCGGCUUGGUCUCAUCCAGUAGCCUUCGAGACACUCACUCCACACACUCGUCGUCUUCGCACUCGUCCUCACACCCGUCCUCACACACACACCCCGGGGUGGUGGCCAGUCGAAGCAGCGCCGAAGCGGCAGUGGCAGCUAUCUACGGCGGGAUACCUGACGUCAUAUCGCUGGACUGACCCGAGGCGGGGGGCGACGCUCUGGGCCCGGCGUGAAUGCAGCGUCACGCCGGGCCCGAUGCGGACCGCAGGGUAAACGUUUCUUUUUUUCUUUUUUUUUUGCUCCAGAGAUUAGACCGGCCCCAAGUCAUCGAACUCUGUCAGCCUUUUUGGAGCCAUAAUAUGGAGAAAAGCACUAAAUAUCUAAGUGGGUGACAUCACUUAAAGGGAGAGUAGCAGGGAGGGAUGUGGACUUGGUGUUACUGACCUCAGAUGAGAAACCAGUCCGAACGUUUGGACCACAUCUGAUCUUUACUGGUACAAACUUGGCACAAACAGCGGAGAUGCUGCCCGAGUGAAAAAAAACACAAGGUUGAAGGGUUCCUUAUUGUUUUUUUCAAGGCGCAGCACCGUGACCAGAGAACAAAAUCUAUUUUCCUCUUUUACUUUUCUAAGUCGGGAACGUUUUCAGUGUAGUGAGCUGCUUCUGUCGCUGUUCCCAGGCGGAGGACUGGACCUCCUUUCCCUUCAACACCUGCUGCCAUGUUUGCUUAACUUUCCAUCCGCAUCUCCAACAACAACCACGUUCCUUUUUUUUCCCUCUUCGACCUCUUGUCCAGAUUCAUUGUGUAUUUUGUUUUUCUCUAUAAUGAGACUGAAUUAACAGUUGAAUCAUGUUGUAGUAGUUUUAAUAUUCUUUUUAACUUAUGUAUGAUAUUUAAACAGUGAAAUAUGCAUUCCCCUUGACUUUCAGGUUGAUUCUGUGUUGGUUAUUUUCACUCCUUGUAAAGAAUCUGCCGGCAUACGGCAUUUAAACUGUUGAAGCUAUUUAUACUUGCCAAUUCUGACUUUUAGCUGGAAGACUUUUUUUUUUUUUUGCACAAUGCCAAAAAGUAGGUACUAAUAUGAAAGUGAUCUGAGUGCUGUUGAAUGUGUGUGUGUGUGUGUCAGUGUUUUCAGUCCGUUUCUCCGGGCUCAGUGUGUUGCUUCGCGUCUCUUGCGGCUGACUGUCAUAAAAGGAUUUUCCGACUUAGCCGGUCGUAGCAACGCCGGGCCUUUUAAAGACACAGGCGUCCACAGCAUGCGACCAAGCUUAAAGCAGUGCCUGUUUAUUAUGUGCGCGUGUUUGAGGAACAUUAAAGUAAUGUCUUAAAAUCGUCACUUUUUUGUGCAUCUGACGUUUUUGAACCUACGGCUGGUUUUCCGCACCCAUCCGGGGGGAAAGUUGAGUCAGGACGGCUUGCGGGUAACGUCUUGAGAAGUGAAAGAAGGCGGCCUCGGCAGGUCAGCGCGGGCUCCGCUCCGAAUUAGACGGUUUAAAAAUGCAUGGCCUGUCAGGAGCAAGCCUCGAGUGUUUGGAGCAAAGCGCGUUCGCUGCUUUUCACGCAUGGUUUGCUCGUGAAUGUACAUUUUUAAAACAACACACACUUUCGUUUUGUCGUUAUCGAAGCCGUGUUUCCCCGUCGUCCUUUAAAUGUUCCCAGCGUCUGGCGUCAUGAGCGUCUCUCUGACGUCCCCUCUUCCAGGCGCCGGAAUCAGGCAGCGCCUAAUUAUCCCAGCGAUCAUGAGAUAAUGGGCUCUGACAGCGGCUCCCGUCACCUCACCUCCCUCCUCCCGCCGCCCCGUCCCAUUCCUCGAUAACCGGACGGGAAUCUGACACGGGGUGACCUCCUCCCUUCUCUCCCUCUUCCUUCCACUUGGCAUUUCUAACUCCAUUCCCCGCUCUGCUCAUGGGAACCAACUCCUGCCUCUCCAUCAUCUGCUGGAACAAGUUCUUUUAGUGUAUUUCCUGUGUUGUGCAGUAUUUUAUUUAUUUUGUACCCUUCGUGUCUAUAUAUUGAAUUUUCUUUUCUUUUUUUACAAAUUGCUCAGUGGCUGAAAGCGAGUGUGAGUCACUGUCAUGUGGGAGCCGGUGGUGAAAAGAUUUUAUUUAAUAUGCGUUGAAUAAUUGUUUAGCAGCAGCUCGACUACUCAGAAAGGUGUUGUGAUGAUUCUCUAGGGAAAUAAAUGCCACCGUGCAUUUACUCGGUAGCAGACUCUGGUAAUCCUUUUAUGGGCACAAACGAAUGCUUAAUUAAUUCAUGCGUGAUUAAUUGUUUCUUUUGAAUUAAUUGUGUUGUGUGUUCCGGAAUGCAGCGAUGUAGAAAGGAGUGCGGGAAAAAAAGAAAAAAUAGGCUGCACAACCAGAAACCCAGCAGACAAAUCCAAACAUCAGGUAGUUUUCCGAGGCUGCCAUCAGCUUCAGCUGUUUGGCAGAUAAUGACAGAAAGAAUAAAGAUGAUACACAUUAAACACGCUGGUAGGCAUGGGCUGGUUUCCACUAUGCUUCAUGUCCUCUUAAUUUGAAAGUGCAGAGAGGAAGUGCCUGUCUGUUUGGAGCAGGUGUGGGAACCAGCGCCACCUAUCGCUUUCUGUGUUAAUGCUAUUUUGAAGCUGAAGUUUGAAAGUACACGGUGCUCUUACACACAGACAACUCAGUUAUUUUCUGUGCAUAAACUCUCAAAGUGUCAUAAAAUUUAUCAAAUGUUUAUUCUAUGUUUUGGCUAGCCUUAUAAGACUGAAUGGACCAUUAUUUAUGCCGCAUUUCUGAAAUCUCUACAACGUAACGUUUCAUUUUUCUUCAAAAAAUGAAGAAAAUUUUACCCCCAUUUUUUGUCUUUCACCCCCUGGUGGAAGACUGAGGCAUUGCAGAUGACCUGUGGAGGUUUUUCUAGAAGUCCAAGAUUAUCUACAGGCGUCUGAUGGGAGUUUUUAAGCUGCACAAAGUGGUUUUCUUUGAGUUGGUUCCAGUCAGAUGUGUGUAGAGUAACACGACGUUUUGCUCAACCCAGAGAAGCACUAUGUUAGGAUUUUUUUACUCAAGUAAAAAAAUACUCAAGUAAAACUUUGCCAUACAAGAAAUUAGCAAGGUGAGAGUAAAAAAGUAUUCCAUCAAAAUGCUACUCAUGUACUUAGUAAUUGUUUGAUUCCGACAUCUGAUGUAAUAUUUAAAAGUUAUGGCAACAGAUAAACAAAAAUCUAAAGUCAUGUACACAUUGUGGUAUUUUAUAGACAAAAGGAAAAAUAUGCAAAUAAGUAAAAUUAUUAUAGGCAGAAGAAAGAUUUAGCUUUUCCAAAUCAGUCUGUUUCAACAUAAACCUUAGAAAACUGAUACUUAAAGUAAACGUAGCUAGUUACUGCUCACCUCUGGUCCCAGUAAGUGAAGCAUAGAAAUAGUUGGUCGUUUAUCCAAACGAGUCUUUAAUUGGGACAUUUACCACAAAUCAAAUCAUUAGAAUACUCACUUUUCUGGUCACUGACAAAAAGUAAACAUGAAAAAACAUCUAAAAAAAAAAGACAAAGCAUCACCACAAAUAAAUACAGCACUGAGCUUUUUAUUUUGACCCUUCAUUAAGAUAAACAUAUGGCUUAAUAUGUUUCACACUAUCAGUUGAGAAAAACUGCCAGUGUUCUCGCAAAAGUGUUGUUAGUAAAUUAUUAAGUGUGCAAUUUGAUUUUUAAGUCAUACAGAUAAUUAUUUUUAUUGGGAUAUUAUUUAAAAAAAAUGUAUCUUAACAUGUGACUUAUGAUACAAAUUUUUUUUAUUAUUAUUUUCCUAAAUCUUUCAAAUUAGCAGUUCAAACAAAAUUCGACUAUGUCUUAAGUUGAGCUUUAAACGGUGUUGUGCAAGUAUCAAAAUCAAAGUGGCAACUAAAGCAGGUUGUAAUAAUUUUUCUUUUUUGCUUUUUAGCAUUAUUUUAAAGGAGUUAGAUUAUUUUUAUAUAGUUUUAAGUAUUUGUUAAUAGCAUAGUGAACACUGUGGGAUUUCUUUCCAGGUUGUCAUAGUGAGAGACUCCUCCAUGCCUGCAGGCCACACGUCGGUAAACAACCGUCUCAUUUUUAGGUCUGCCUUGUACAUAUUCACACCAACUCAGCCCGUUUACCUCAUUUUACCAUCUGGCACCAGUUCAGGGCUUGUCUGUUUGCUCUUCAAUAAUACUGAAAAAUACAUUGGGAGGGCCUGAAAAGCUCCCGUCUGCUUUUAACUGCAGCCGAAAGAGCUGUUUGUAUCCGAGUUUAACGGCGUCCUGUUGUUUUGAAUGCGGAGAGGCAGCCAAGCUGUCCCCCCUCCUCCAACAUCCUUUGUAUAAUGGAACAAAAUAAAUCUCCAUUUGAGAAUUUUAAAUUUAUCCUGAUUAUGAAACCAAAACAGGACAUUUUUCCUAAAUAAAACAUUUAAAAACCAGCUUCUUUUGGCCUGGAAAGCAAAGCAGAGUCCUGCAGGGCUUCUGGAUGGAGCUGCAGAGUUUCCUUGCAGACCAUCAAGGAGUCGGUUAAUAAUUAAUUGUUUGGCUUAUCAUUCAGACUCAUAGACAGCAUGUGCCUUUAUUCUAAAGUGUUACCAGAUUCCUGCUGCUCCCCCCCCUCCCGUGUUGGGAUACUUGACGAGACAGUCACUGUAACUGAAAGCAUUUGAUUGCGGCUUAAUUUAUUGAAGCUUCUGUCCUCACUCUCGUCAUGCUGCUGACUUCAUGACGGCCAGGGGGCGCCAGAGCAAACUGUGUUGAAUGUGUUUCUGCUCAAACAUCACAAGCUUCUGUGUGGGAUUACCAAAAACGACAAAGUUGGAUCUCCUCCUGGUUUCCCUCUAAUGUUGUUAUUAUUAUUAUUUCUUUUUUUUUUUUUUUUUUUUGGCUCUUUAACAGUGAAACUCUGGGAAAGCGGCUCCUCUCUUUGGUCAUCCUCACCUUAACUUAAAGGGAAAAAGUGUUUAUAUUCUGUCAGUAUGGGAAAACCCUGAAAACUGAGCGUUCAGAUCCGAACGUGAGCCGUUCGAUGUCCUCUCAUAUGCUUCUGUUUUUUGUGUGUGUGUGUGUGCGUCACUUCAGAGCGAAAGGAAUAAAAAUAAUUUAUAUAUUUUUUAGAAAACGGAAGUUGUAAAACAAAAAAAAAAAGAAAAAAAAAAGACGACUGUGGCCAAUAAAGAGUCUCACACAACAGAAAUGAUCUCCUUAGACGGACUCGAGUCGACAUCUGCACUCACUGCCUUAUUAACAGGUUUCACAGCUCCAAUCUGAGAGACAGAAAAACUUGUUUUAACAAAAAAAAAAUCAGAUAAAUAAAAAAAGAGGCUUUUCAUGGAGGGAAGGAGGAAGACGGUGUACAGUAGACCCAUGUCAGUUUGUACAAAUUUACCAAGUGAAAAAAAUAUUUAUUACCUGCAUUGGAAGAAAUUGUUUACUUAUUGAAUGUUACUUGUUUAUGUAGAAAAGUAGAUGUAAUAAAAUGCAUUCUGCUA
This is a messenger RNA of Xiphophorus couchianus (Monterrey platyfish), 7484 nucleotides long. RefSeq names its product E3 SUMO-protein ligase PIAS1-like. Gene Ontology annotation, cellular component: chromatin. The record is from RefSeq and is a predicted model, not a curated record. Gene Ontology annotation, molecular function: SUMO ligase activity; transcription coregulator activity; zinc ion binding. Gene Ontology annotation, biological process: regulation of transcription by RNA polymerase II; protein sumoylation. NCBI's taxonomy places the organism in Eukaryota, Metazoa, Chordata, Actinopteri, Cyprinodontiformes, Poeciliidae. The transcript is spliced from 13 exons. Bases 80 to 2227 code for a protein of 715 amino acids.